Talaromyces marneffei is the source of this 2976-nucleotide messenger RNA. RefSeq lists its product as uncharacterized. The record is from RefSeq and is a predicted model, not a curated record. Gene Ontology annotation, molecular function: transcription factor binding; rDNA binding. Gene Ontology annotation, biological process: regulation of DNA-templated transcription. Gene Ontology annotation, cellular component: nucleolus. The coding region runs from base 1 to 2976 and encodes 991 amino acids. NCBI's taxonomy places the organism in Eukaryota, Fungi, Ascomycota, Eurotiomycetes, Eurotiales, Trichocomaceae. The transcript is spliced from 4 exons.
AUGUCGUCAGAAACCAACUAUAAAAAACGUCGCCGCGAACCCUUCAAUGUCGACGUCAAACAAGUCGAGAUUUACGAGGACCUCGCCAAUGAAAAAGAUGAGGUCCGACUAAAAGCUGCGCAUGAACUGGUCUCGCGAUUUACUCCAGAGAGCAAGCCGACUGAAGAUCAGAUUCGAAAAGCGCUUCAAAGGCUUUUUCGUGGUCUUUGCAGUGGUCGGAAAGCGGCUCGGGUUGGGUUUUCGAUUGCCUUGACAGAGGUGCUUGCACAGGUGUUUGGGUCCAAGCAAUCUGCUGAGUCGUCGGAAAUCAGUGUUUCUGAGGCAGUUAAGAUUUUCUCAUCUGUGACAGAUCCAUCAGGCGGUGAACCUGGCCAAGAACGAAAAGAUUACUAUCUUGGCAGACUCUUUGGAGCCGAAGCCAUCAUCAAAUCUUCCAUUUUGUUUCAAUCUGGUGUUCCACUCGAAGAAUGGAACACUGUCGUAGGUAUAAUCAUUGACAUUGGCAAUGCCAAGCCCUGGCUACGUGAAGAGUCUGGCUGGGUUCUCUAUCGAGCACUCCACGAACUAGCAACUCAGAAAGCCGAUGUCAAAUACUGCGAAAAAAUGAUUGAAAUCAUCAGCUCAAACGGCUUUGUGAAAUCGCCCGAGGGAGUUGCAAUGUGGCUUUUGAUCCAGGACUCGUUUCCCAAUGCAAAGCUUCCUCAGGAUGUUUGGAAGUAUAAUAACGAUCCGCUUGACCGCCAUGAUAGGCGCACCCUUGCGAAGAUUAUGAAGCAAGUAUCUGAGGCCGAGGAUCAGUCCGCCGCGUUGGGUGUUUGGAAUUCACGGUUGAAUUUUGCCUGGGACGCUGUUUUGAGUAGACUCGCAGACUCUAAGCCAGAGGGUAAGAAGGAGAAGAAGGACAAGAAGGGUGGAAAGGAAUCAUCCCGUAUCACUUUUGAAGAAUUCUGGACAGAGGUUGUUGACGACGGCCUUUUCGCUGCUGCUUCUUCCGAUGAACGCAAAUAUUGGGGCUUUUUGCUCUUUAUGAAGAUCGUUGAUGAAGGCACCCUUCACCGCGCAGAAGUCAUCUUCACCAAGAACGUCGUCAGAUGUCUCAUGAAUCAACUUGCCGUUGAAGACAGAUACCUCCAUCGCAUGGCGGUAAAAGCAGCCAAGACGAUCCAGAAGCGAGUAUCAAAAGAACCAUCCUUUGCUUCAGUUGCAGUUAAAGGCCUUCUCUCUGGGUCCUUGCAAUUCGACCAAAUUACGAAAACGAAAACCGUGGAGAAGAUUGUCCUCGAAGCUGAUGCGGAAUCCUUACAAAAAGUUAUCGAACGAUUGGAGCGCUUGAUUGCCACUCCGGGCUUGGAUGAGGCCAAGGCAGCUGCUUCGAGCCGUCAAUAUCUUGCUGAUCUGUUCGUAUCGAUUGUCAGAACUCGAAGCCCCGCUGGUGAAGAGUUCACACCUGUCUUGCAGUAUAUUCUCUCAAUUUUGGUGCGCUAUGCCUACUUUGGUGACGAACAAGGAGAACAGAUCGCCAAUCCAGCUAUAUCCUCGGCUACUCAAGAAUUGUUCCGCAACAGGAUCAAUAGUUGCUUGAACAGUCUAAUUAGCAACAUCAAAGACCCAGCCGAAGUUGCAUUUGCGAUUGUGCGUCAAAUUCGCGACUACCAGAAGUCGGAGGAAUACGGCAAAUUCAUUAUCGAGAUUGAUGGAACCAUUGCUGAGUCUGUUGAUGCGGCUUUCAAGUCGCUCAAGAAGCUUUCUAGCAAGGUAAAACAAGAUGACAAAGGCACCAAAGACGCCAGUGUCCAAGCCUUCCGUCUCGUUUACUCCUUGACCAUUUUACAAGUCUACAACGGCGAUGCUGAUGCCGUCUCUAUGCUCGACGAACUUGCAUUCUGCUACUCCAAGUUCUGGGGCGACAAGAAAUCCAAGAAAGAGGAUAGAUCCGAUGCAUCUAAUGCUUUGGUGGAGAUCUUGCUGAGCUUUGCAUCCAAGCCUUCGAAGCUGUUCCGUCGUAUGAGCGAGCAAGUCUUUGGCGUGUUUGCGGAUCAGAUUACUGCUGAUGGGUUGCAAUCUCUGAUAUCGGUCAUCGAGGUCAAAGAGAAUUUGGCUGGCCAGCAGGAGAUGUUCGACCAACAAGAUGAUGACGAAGAUGAAGAUGAAGAUAUGGAAGAUGCUGAUAGCCUCGACUCUGAUGUUGAAGUAGUCGACGCCGACGAGGAAGGCAGUGACGAUGACUCCGAUGACGAGGACGAUGAGGAAGAGGAGGAGGAGGAAGACGAAGAAGAACUAGCCGCCUUCGACGCCAAACUCGCCGAAGCCCUCGGCACCCACCAUCCCAACGACGACAAUUCCUCAUCAGAUGCAGACAUGAACGACGACGAAAUGGAAGCGGUCGAUGAAAUGCUCGUCAAGGUAUUCAAAGCGCGCCAGCAAGCAACCACCAAAAAGAAGGACAAACAAGACGCAAAGGAGACAAUGACCAACUUCAAAAACCGUGUCUUGGAUUUCCUGGAGAUUUAUGUUAAGAAAUGUCAUACCAGUGUCCUGGCACUGGAUUUGAUUCUGCCCUUGCUGCGGUUGACGCGUAAAUCGACUGUGAAGCAGAUCUCACAGCGGGCGAAUGAUGUGUUGCGCGAAUAUACUCGUCUUUGUAAGGGAAACGCAAUCCCCUCGCUAUCUACCGACACCGCAGAUGAUGAUGAGGAAGAAGACACCAUCGAACCAGUCUGGGACCUCCUCCGCGCCGUCCACAAAGAAGCAAUGAUAUCCGGACCAGCAGCACACUCUUCCUCGGCAAGUCAAGCAAGUAUAUUCCUCGUCAAGGUGCUAGUGGCGCAGGACAAACAAAACAUUUCGCAAAUCGUGGAUAUCUAUGCGGAGACGAGAAAGGCGCAGAUGUUGAGUAAUAAAUGUCAUGUGCAGCCGGGAUUCUUUACGGAUUGGAAUAAUUGGUGUGUGAAUGCUGGGAAGAAUAUGAAAAAUUAG